GCGAGAGGAGAGCAGAUGCGUAAUCUUGCAUUCAGAAUAGCACAACAACAACGAAAUAAACAAGGUAGAACCUUAACAUUCCUUUCGUCGAAAAGGAUGCCAGUAUCGAAAGAACCAUUGACUUUACCCACCGCAAAACUUGUAAGAGUUAUGCCAAACAUUAAAGUAUUUAGUGGAACCUCUCACCAAGAACUAACUCAGAGAAUUGUCGAUUUUCUGGGUAUAGAACUGGGAAAAGUUGAAACGAAGAAGUUCAGUAACUUAGAAACAUGUGUCGAAAUCAACGAAUCGGUCAGAGGCGAAGAUGUGUACAUAGUUCAAUCGGGAAGUGGAAAUGUGAACGAUAAUUUGAUGGAACUUCUUAUUAUGAUUCACGCAUGUAAAAUAGCGUCGUCCAGUAGAGUUACGGCAGUAAUACCAUGUUUUCCUUAUGCUAGACAAGACAAAAAAGACAAGAGCAGAGCUCCGAUCUCGGCUAAAUUAGUGGCGAAUAUGAUUGCUGUUGCUGGUGCUGACCAAAUCAUUACCAUGGAUCUUCAUGCUUCGCAGAUUCAAGGAUUUUUUGAUAUACCCGUUGACAAUCUGUAUGCUGAACCAGCUGUUUUAGCCUGGAUCAAAGGACAUAUUGACGAUUGGAAAAAUUCAAUUAUAGUUUCGCCUGAUGCAGGAGGCGUAAAAAGGGUCACUUCGAUAGCCGAUAAAUUGAAUGUUGAAUUUGCUUUAAUUCACAAAGAAAGGAAACGUGCCAAUGAAAUAGCUUCGAUGGUACUGGUCGGGGAUGUAAAAGAUAAAAUUGCAAUUUUGGUGGAUGAUAUGGCAGACACUUGUGGGACGAUUUGUACCGCUGCUGAUAAACUCAUCAAUGCUGGUGCUAGUAAGGUUUAUGCCAUCUUGACUCAUGGAAUUUUGUCAGGACCAGCUCUUUCCAGAUUAGAAGCAGCUCCUUUUGAACAAGUCGUAGUUACGAAUACAAUACCACAAGAGGAAAAUAUGAAGCUAUGUUCUAAGCUGGAAUGUAUGGACAUUUCUAGAAUCUUCGGAGAAGCUGUACGGAGAACUCACAAUGGUGAAUCCGUUUCCUAUUUGUUUUGUAAUGUACCUUAUUAAGAUAUAUACAGAAUAAAACGUUUUAC
Molecule: messenger RNA, 1133 nt
Organism: Diabrotica balteata
Lineage: Eukaryota; Metazoa; Arthropoda; Insecta; Coleoptera; Chrysomelidae
Source: the annotation of a GenBank genome assembly